This is a messenger RNA of Diaporthe batatas, 420 nucleotides long. RefSeq lists its product as uncharacterized. Lineage: Eukaryota; Fungi; Ascomycota; Sordariomycetes; Diaporthales; Diaporthaceae. Bases 1 to 420 code for a protein of 139 amino acids. The record is from RefSeq and is a predicted model, not a curated record. The transcript has a single exon. Gene Ontology annotation, molecular function: heme binding; iron ion binding; monooxygenase activity.
AUGAAUCGUGAGGCCUUGCGCGACACCAAAUUGCCAGACGGCACGGUCUUGAAGAAGGGCGAGGCCAUCGGUGUGGCAUCACACUGCAUGCGCGACGAGAACACGUGGGAGAACGCUGGUACCUUCCAGCCGGAUCGAUUCUUAAAGAUGCGCGAGGACCCCAACGAAGGUGAGAACUCGUGGCAAUUCGCCAGCACGAGCAGCAGGCACCUCGGAUUUGGCCACGGCGAGCACGGGUGCCCAGGCCGCUUCUUCGUGGCGCACGAGCUCAAGAUCGUCCUCUGCAACUUGCUCCUCAAGUAUGACUGGAAACUGGCGCCCGGGUGCAAGCCCAAGAUCGACGAGGCCGGCUACUUCCUAAACUCGGACCCCAAUGCCCAGGUCAUGUUCCGCAGACGUAAGGAAGAGAUCCCCCUCUAG